AUGUUGUCAGGGAAAGGAUUUUAUCUCCUUUGUGCAUUUGAGGCCAUGCACGACAGUAUUUCAUACCAGGCACAGCUGCAGUUGAAUACGUUCGGCAAGUAUGCGAGGCCAACAACGGUGAAGAAUAGGUGUGUGGAGAGUGGGAGGAGGGGGGUGACGAGUUAG
Molecule: messenger RNA, 165 nt
Organism: Serpula lacrymans var. lacrymans S7.9
Lineage: Eukaryota; Fungi; Basidiomycota; Agaricomycetes; Boletales; Serpulaceae
Exons: 1
Coding region: 1-165 (54 amino acids)
Source: RefSeq, a predicted model, not a curated record